Messenger RNA from Plectropomus leopardus (leopard coralgrouper), 353 nucleotides. Lineage: Eukaryota; Metazoa; Chordata; Actinopteri; Perciformes; Serranidae. The record is from RefSeq and is a predicted model, not a curated record.
GUCCCGCGUCGUCCUCUCAGGUGGUGAUCAUGAGGGACUACCGGCACCAGAACGUGGUGGAGAUGCACCGCAGCGCUCUGGUGGAGGAGGAGCUCUGGGUCAUCAUGGAGUACCUGCAGGGCGGCGCUCUCACACACAUCGUCAGUGAAACCAGGUUGAACGAGGAGCAGACGGCGACGGUGUGUGAGGGCGUCCUGCAGGCGCUGUCGUACCUUCACUCUCAGGGAGUCAUUCACAGAGACAUCAAGAGCGACUCAAUCCUGCUCACACUGGACGGGAGGGUAACACACACACACACACACAAAAUGAAUAUCAGCACAUCAUCAGUAUCAGCAGGAUUUGGCUUUAACCCU